Pecten maximus is the source of this 8714-nucleotide messenger RNA. RefSeq names its product protein spire homolog 1-like. Gene Ontology annotation, biological process: cleavage furrow formation; actin nucleation; establishment of meiotic spindle localization. Bases 66 to 3803 code for a protein of 1245 amino acids. Gene Ontology annotation, cellular component: cell cortex; cytoplasmic vesicle membrane. The record is from RefSeq and is a predicted model, not a curated record. The transcript has 16 exons. Gene Ontology annotation, molecular function: actin binding. Lineage: Eukaryota; Metazoa; Mollusca; Bivalvia; Pectinida; Pectinidae.
CAGUGCAAAGCAUUUUUUGACACUCAGUUGGUAAGGCAAGCUAGAGCCAUGUCCUAUCCGAAACCAUGGCGCAGACGAGUCCCACAGGAUCUAAAAGCUCGAAAAGGGAACUCUUGUCACUAAAGGAUAUACUGACAUUGUUUAACAAUCCUAUAAAUGAGGAUCAAGCAUGGGCUGUGUGCCAUCAGUGUGCCCAGUUCUUCCAAUCAACAUCGGAUCGUUCAAAAUACCGGGAAUUUUAUAAGAAUGGAGCCCGGGCCAUACGUAUACGACCCGAUGGAGAAAUUGUGAUAGAAGUCUCUGAAUAUGACAUAAGUUUCGGAUCAGGGAAAGGUCCACCUUUACGACGGAGGAAUUCUGUAACGGGGAAGGACAUCAAGGUUGUCACGGAGAGUGAUGCGGUACAGGGACUCGGACUCGUUAUAUACCAGGCCCUCGACUAUGGAAUGGGGGCCACUGAAGAACGGCACCUUAGCCAUGAGUUGGAAAAUCUGGUGGAGUUUAUGACAAAUCCUGAUGAGGAUGAGGAAGAUGCAUCAACAGCUGAUGACGAGGGUAUCGAAAAGGAUGCCAAGGAAAAUGGUCUGUUCCCGGACGUCCUCGCGAUCUGUGAGCAGCACCUAUCCAAUGAGCUUAACCCAGGGAACCAUUACCGUGCUGUGUGUAGGGCCAUUGUUGCAGAGGCUCAGGAACUCUGCUCCUUCUUAGAACAAAUCUCCACUGGUAAAGAGAGUCUGGCAAAGGAAGAUGAUGAUCUGACAUUGUUAGAGGAUUUACAGAGAAACGACUGGGCGCGGCUAUGGGUACAGAUAAUGAAACAACUACGCCACGGGGUGAGGUUAAAAAGUGUUCAACACACUAACCUCACCCCACGAGAAUAUGAGCUGACGCCGUUCGAGGUUUUAUUGGAGGAUAUACGUACGAGAAGAUACAACCUCAAAAAGACUCUGGUUAAUGGUGACAUUCCACCCAAGGUGAAAAGUGAUGCGCAUGCUGUGAUUCUUGAAUUCAUUCGAUCUCGUCCCCCUCUACAUUCCGUAAAAGAUAGGAUAUUAAAAUCACCCCCUAAAAGGGAGCUGGAUCCUGUCGAACUCUUACUUCGGGACAUUCGUCAACAGCCCAAAUUACGACCGGUCAAGGAUGGCAAGCUUUUAGUUGAAACAUCAAGAACAAAACUCAAUAAUGAUGAUGAAUCAGAAAGCCCUCUUCCUGUCAGAAAGGUCAUCAAGCCAGACUUCAAUCUUCUACGUAAUUUUGAGGAUGACACAGAUGAGUCUGAAUGUAGUUUACAGUCGUCACGGCGAUCCAGUGUGGCAUCCCCAUCACCAGAAAAAGAAAUUCGUCCAUGGCAACGAGCUGUGGUUCGAGAUCUGGCUACAACCCAGAGCAGGCCUGUGAUACUGCAGCGUAGGAAUACCAUAACGGUGUGUGAGUCGCCUGUACAGGUAUAUCCAACCAGCACCCCACAAACCCCGAUCUUGGAAGAAACUGAUGAAGAGAAUGUAGUUUCACAAAAAGACACCUCCAUUAAGCCUCCAACAAAUUUGCAUGAUAAUAAUGCUGUGAAAAAAAUUCGGCGUCAGUCGGCAGUUUGUAAAUCGCAUGUGUCUGCCAAUGACGUUCGACAAAGACUGAGUUUAAAACUGCAUGGUAACACUCCAGCAACGUGCAUGUCGUCCCAUGACAGGGUGCAUGCUAGGGCGAUUCUUUCUUCACAGUCCUCUGGAAGUUCUGAAGACCUGCUGUCUGAAUCAUCAUCUCAGUCAUCACCACGGAUGAGAAAAAUUAGUGAACCGUUACUACGGACAUACCCACAAAAAGUACAAAGGUCUGUAAGUGUGAGUGAUAUAUCUGGCAAUAGGCCUCAGCCAAUGACAAGGUCAAGAACAAUGCCUAAAUUUGGAAGUGAAUCAGAGACAAGUGAAAAAUCAGCUGUGUCCAACGAGACUACAAGACCUGUCCCUCGACCCCGCCCAGUUCCCGCCCCAAGAAUAAGCCGUAGCUCAUCUCCUAAAACUGUUCAGAAGACACCCUCUCCUGAUCUUGUUCUCACCAAUGGUGUGAAAAACUCCCUAUCCCCUUCAGUGUCACAGCGAGACUCUUCCCCAACUCCAGCUAGGCGAGACACGUCCCCAACUCCAGCUAGACGAGACGCUUCUCCAACUCCAGCUAGACGAGACACUUCCCCCAAACCUGUGAAGCGCCACAGAUCUUCUGUACAUAGGUCAUCAACUCAGAAAGAGCAUCACAGACAUAGACUGAAUUCCUCUGAGGAUGAACAAACCUCUGAUAAGGCUUCAGAACAAAGGCAUAGGUCAUCCGAACGAAGGCAGCGUUCAUCAGAACAGACACAGCGUUCAUCAGAACAGACACAGCGUUCAUCAGAACGUAGACGUUCUUCAGAGCGUAGACAACGUUCUUCAGAAAAGAAUCAAAUCGCAGAUCCUAAAUAUAUAGUGCGUAAACAGCGUACAUCUGAGCGCCGAACCCCUGUUGACAUGACCUCGGAAAUGAGUUCUACCUCCACCUCUUCCUCUGCUGUGUCAUCCCCAUCUCAUCUCUCACCCGAACCCUCCCCCAAACCCAGCCCCACUCCCCGACCUCGUAUCCAGCGCUCUGCCAGUCACGUUGUUAAACGUCAAAUGACUAUAUCUGGUGGUCCAGUGCCCACCGCAGACACUGACCAAGCAAUUCCACAAGCAAGUGUUUCUACUAAGGAUAGUAGAAAGAUAUCUAUUCGGAAGGAAUCUUCUUCAGAAUAUAAAAGACUUGCAUCUACGACGGAAUCUGCUGAGGUGAAUCCGAGGGUUCCUCGCAGAUCAGAUUCGUCACGUACCCCACGACCGAUGAGCCUGAUGGAGGCAGAUGACCGCCGGGCUAUUAUACAAGAGGCAGGAGAAUCAAGUCUCCAAACUAAUGGUGCAUCCAGUUUCUCAUCUCUUGAUGUGCGAGACCUGCUGAAUGUAAGUUUGAGGAUGAGGUCCUCCGGUGCUGGUGAGGACCAUGCUUCUACUACUACUAACUGUAACGGUAGUCCUGCACCUAGCUCCCAUCCAUCUUCUGCUGUGCCUGCUGCUGCUGGCUCUAUGCCCCAAGUUUUGAUCAAGAAAUGGUCACAUCCUAUUGAAUGUCUGUCUUUAACCCUGGAGGAGGUCACUCAUAUCCGCACAGUCCUGACGAAGGCUGAACUGGAGUCGGCCAUUACACAGAAGGACCUUUAUACAUUACUGGCUAAGGGCAAAAUUUGUUUUACAUGUAAAGAAGUGAAGUUCUCCAUGUUUGGACAGUGGGGAACUCGGUGUAAGAUAUGUAAGAGAAACGUCUGCAAUAACUGUCUCCGCAAAAUGAAUGUGCCAACUGAACACUUUGAGAACAUCCCUGUACAUACUCUCAGUCCCAUACCUCUCAGUCCAGAAACCCUGGACAUCAUCAGGGCAUAUGAAAGUACGGGGUCUGUUCCUCACUCUCCAACUUUGCAACGCAAACAGCAGCAAAAGCUGGAGACGAAAUCUGUAAAACCAAAAACACUUCAACGUGCCAACACAUUUACUGCAAACCAGGGUCCAGCCAUGCUACCCAACAAGAAUCUCCUGAAGGGCCCCCAGAUGAACAUAUGUCGUGAUUGUAAGGGAAUGAUUAUGGAGAUCAUAAGGACAAGUCGAACUUCGAUUGCACUUAUCAAUCAGGGGAAGGAACUCCCUAAAAAAUCGGAGAGUUCAAGUUCUGAAGAUGAAAGAAGUGGAAUGAAUCUCUCCUCACUGUCUCUAAAUGUAAAACAUUUCUUCACGCCAACAAAAGAUUGACAUGUGGGUCAUCUUGUAUUUACUGUUGUGUGUUACUGGGGUAAGAUGUUUUCUGAAACGCCUUGCUCUUUCGCCAUUGAUGCAAUAUUCUAGAUGGAGAAAAUGGACAGACAUUCCCUUGAGUUCUGAUGAAACAAUACCAAUGGACACAGCUGAAAAACACUAUCCACUUUUACACUACUAUUUCUCAAUGUUGUUGAUUUUUUUAUGAAAUUAGUUGUCAUGGUAACAUAGAACAAAAAAUACCAGCACCAUGUUAUCUAGUGUUUUAGCUAUGUUAUAGUUAAACGAGUCUUAUAUUGAAAUGUAAAAAUACCAACACUGUUAGUUCUGAUGACAGAGACAGCAAUUUAAAAGUGUUAUUAUGUUGUGUCACAUUAUUGAUUAAAACAUUAUAAAAAUGGUUGCAUAAAUUUUCAUUUGAGAACAAAGUUUGAACUGAAUUAUUGAUAAAAUGUUGAUGAUUAUCAAAUGAAUAUGAAAGGCCUGUGUAACGCCUUGUAUGGUUUGUAUCGAUGUGUCCGUGUUGUUCCCACCGAUGACGUUGAUAGUAGUUAUUGACCACCAUAAUCUCCUGUUGUCAUAGAUCUGAAUUUGACUUCAUCACUGUAGAUCCAGGUUUUCUCUACAUUAAUUUUUUAUAUUUUAGUACAUUCAGAUUUUUACUUAAAUUUUUCAGGAAUUGAGAAAUGAAUUCUCUAUUUUUUUUUUACUUUUAAACAUUUUGUUUUAUGAUGUAAUGUAAAUAUAUAUAUGGUGUUUUUGCUCUCCGCUAUUAAUAUUUUUUCAAUAAACAAUGUGUACUGAACAUCUCGGCAAGUUUAGAUAAUGUCUGUCAUUAUUAUCACAAUACAAUCAGAAACAUCAACUCCAAAGUAUUAAAAUUCACUCAAAAUUCAUGACAUAGAUUGCAUAAUAAAUUGCGUACAAAGUAAUGAGUUAGUCAUUGAGCCAUCUGCAUGCAUAAUCAACAGGUAAUGAAACAUCUAUAAUUUCAAUAUUACAGAUAUAAUUCUUUUUUAUUUAAUUUAUAAUUUUGUAAAUUUGAAUAAAAAUCAUUGGAACUUGUGGGCAAUCUUGAAUAUCACUCACGUGUCCAAUAGUUUUUCCACUUAUAACUUACCAUGAUCAACUGUACAACACUGGACAUUUCUGAUAAUAUGUUGAUAUCAUUCAUUUGAGUAAUAGAUAAUACAGGUUCAGAUAUACAACUGAGUGCCAUAUCCAAAUUUAAAUUUCAACACAAUUUGCAAGAUUUUUUUCCUCUUUCUAAAUGUUUAUUAUAAAUGAUAAUUUCCAACUAGAAAAUUCGAUGGUUUUGUUAUCGAGCUCAGUGUGAACUAGAAAGGGGUUUAUUUUUAUAGAAAUAAUUAUAUGUAUAAACAUGAAUUGUGUUCAGCUGAUAAUGAUUUAAGUAAAGAGAUGUUUAUGCCUGGAAUCAAGAUAUGUGUUGAAAUGUUUAUGAAGUGUGAAUUUAUUGGACUAGAAAUUUAUGUUUCUGAAGGGUUAGUGGAUGAGGAAAUGGUUGAAUUUUGUGUGUAGAGAGGUUGGAGAGUGUGAAACUAGAAGUUUAAAGAGGUUUAGUUGCGUGUGCAUAGUCCUAUGUGUCUGAAGGCUUAAUGGAAGUGAGUCCAUCAGAUUAGAAAUUCAAGGGGGAAUAUAUGUGAUAUAACACAAGAAAGUUUGUUCUAGGAAGAUUAAGGCUCAUUAAUAUGUCCAGCUAGCAAUUCUAGUGUUUGGAGAUUUGGGACAAUAUCUGACUAAAAGUUUUCAAAUAUUCACUGGAAAGUCUUGUGUGUAUAGAAUUGAGGUAUACCAGAAAAUAUGUAAUGUGUGGGGGGGAGGAGUAUGUGGAUUUAAAUUUGGGUAGAGGACAGAAGUAAAGCUGAAAGAGGUGAAUUGGUAUAGAAAAUUGGGGCUGCGGAAGAGAGGUAUGAAGUAGGGGUUUGAUAGAUGUAUGUACAGUAUAAAGGAUUGGAAGAGGAUGCUAGACGUAAGAGAUGUAGAAGUGUUUUUAUCAUUGAUUUUCUCAUUUGAAUUUCUCUUUGUGUAUGUAUAUAUAUAUAUAUAUAUGUAUAGUCAGAACUAUUCCCUUGUUUUACCAUUGUGGUGCUGUAUGAGAUAUUCUGUGAUUCCGUAAUUAUUUUGUGUAGAUUUCAUUAAACUAUGUUCAUCUGAUGAAAGAGAUGCAGUUGAUGUGUAGUCAGUCAUUGUUUAGCUUGUUUCUGAGAACAUUUUGUAUACCAAUGUGAUAUUAUAACACACAACGCAUGCCGUGAUGUGAAAUUGUACCACAACCCAGUUGUUUUAUACUUGCUUUGCUAAAAAGUUAGGAAUUGAACCGUGAUUGACACGUUGUAGUGUCAACUCAGAGACAGAAGGCUCACAAUCUUUACCCACAACAUACCCAGUGUACUAUUUAACUCCACAUAGAAGGGCUGGACUAUUGAGGUUGUGAAGUCUUGGGACCUAGCUAUACGUGACCUAUAUAUAACUUAAUUGUUGGUAGAUGGUUUCUGUAAGCAUUACCUUGACAAGUUUCCAGUGUUGAUUAAACUCCAGGUUGCAUUUAAGAUAUGCAGGUAUGCUAUGUUUAAUAGCCAGCUAUUUAACAAGGCGUUCACGGAUUUUACAAUAUUACUGUAUUACCAAAACCCAACAUAUCAGUGAUUUGUUUUCACUGUUAAGAUGCUGUUGAAUGUGGGUUUAUUGUGAGCUUUUGUAUUUACAUUCCCAAUAUCCAACACCUGUACAGAUAGACUUUUUGCAUUCUUGAUUUUCAGUGAUUUAGACAAGUUGUUAAAUGAUAAUGUAAUAUAUAUGCAAAGUGAAAGGACAUUAUUAAAUGGCACUAUAUAAUUGUAAAAACCACCGCAAACAGUGGCAGUAUCCUUGUAUUGAAUCCACACAAAUUUUAUAUGAACUAAAUCACAGGUCCUAGAUUAUAUUAUUGGUGUAUUAAGACUACCUGUGAUUACAAAGUGAGAAUGGAUGGGCAGACUGUUGAUUGUAGAUAUAUUUUACUGUUAAACAUCUGUUGUACUGUUGAUAACUAUCCAUAUAAUGUAGUGCUGAUCAUUACACUGGCUGUUGAAAGUUUUAAAGUUUAUUUAUCUUAAAAGACAUGUCGAUUCAGCAAUUGAAAUUAUCCAAUAAGUCAAGGUGCUUUUCAUUUUUUGGUCACAAAUUAAUUGAAGAUCUUGAAAAGUGAAUUGAUGUUUAUAUCAUGUUAAAAAUAAUGAACUGUACCUACCUAAUUGCAUGUGAUUUUGAGAUUUUAUUCAAAGAGUGGUGGGCGAUAACAUUGUUAUUUAAUUGAAUGCAAUCACAUUCUUUAAAUUUUGCAUCAAUUUUCAAGUUUAGAUUUAUAGAUCAAGUUGUUCUCAGUCUGAUAAAGACAAAAGGAUGAAGCAAUAGGAAUACAAAAUGUGCAUGUAAUGCAAGUUGUUUGUUGACAGUGUUUUUGUCGAUUGUGAUAUCUAUUAAAACAAGAUGAUUGUUUUGUAUAACAUUUGUGUAUUUUGACAUCUAUAACAGUUACUAUAGUUGAUUUUGAAUCUCACAAGCUAUCAAGAAAAAAGGUUUUUGUCCUAAAUAGUAUGUACAUUUUUUCACCAGUAUAGAGCUUAUAAAUCAAAUAUUUCUAACUUUCGUUAGAAGUGAUGGAUACCAUAGUAUAAACUUGGUUUAAAUGCAUUGUAUCACAAUUAAUAAUGAACAAAUUAUAAGCCUGGUAGAUCAAAGUAUUUUAAGGUAAAACAAAUAGUCUGUUUCUGUUUUCAGACCAACCCUUAUGCUAGUAUUUUCUGUUUAAAAGUAUUCUGAACUCUCCUAAGUUAUACAAAUAUUUUUUAGAAAUGAUCUUUAGAUUUUACACACUUAAUAACUGGUAUUAGUGUUGUUCCGAAUACAGGAAACAGUCAUUCAAACUGGUAACAAGGCAAGGAUACACAGUUAUUUUUGGUCAUAUGGUUGGUUAAUUUUUUGUAAGUUUAUAGACUGAAACUUCAUAAUAGUCUCAACUCUUGGUGCUUAAGUUCUAUUUUAUAAUGAUUUAAAGUUUAGAAGUGAUUUAAGUACCAUCGCAAAUACUAAACUAUGAUAUAAGUACUACCGGUAUUACAAUUUAAAAAUACAAUUAGUAUUCCACCUGUCCCAUCGUCAAUGUUUCACUUACCAUGAUUUAGUCACAUUUCAUGAUGAUAACACAAUAUCAUAGCAAAGUUUAAGAAAUAGUCAUUUAUUUAUUUUCAUAUUAGAAUGUUUUUUUUCUUUUUUCUUUUUGGAAUGUUCAACACAAGAUUUCUUACCCAACAUAAUCUAAUUAAAUUGAACAUAAAUUUCAUUUUCUCUCUCUCUAUAUAUACAUGUACUUUCAUCACCAUCAUUUUUGAAUCAUACUAGAAUUGUGAAUAAGAUAUAGCUAUUUAUUUGAUUAUAUAUAUUGAGGUUUGUUGUAGUUGAUAAUGUCCUGUGGUAAAUGGACUGCAUAAUGAGUCUCACUUGUUACCUGUCACCUUCUGUGUUGUCUAGGUUACCAGUUACAGAAACAAAGCAAUACCUGUUCCUGUACCUACCACAUCUAUGUCAAAUAAUUCUGUUGAUACUUGUAUUUUCUUCGUUUCACUUUACACCUUAAAACUUAGAGAAUUGAUGUUUGAUGGACCCCAUACAGGUCCUAAGAUGUCAGAUAUUUGACCGACUCGGGUCUUAGUGAUAUUAUGCUCCUUUCUCCUUAAAUGAUCCUAAUUAGCAAAUGAAAUAAUGUUGUUUGGGUGUGUGACCAGCCACUCCCUUGGUUUUACCCUGUAUUGUGUAGACAGGUAGUGUAUUGUAGGUCUCUUUUUUUUUUUUUAUCUGAAAUCAAUACAUACCAACACCACAUGAAAUAAAAUAUAAGAAAACAAUUAC